Molecule: messenger RNA, 1326 nt
Organism: Komagataella phaffii GS115
Lineage: Eukaryota; Fungi; Ascomycota; Pichiomycetes; Pichiales; Pichiaceae
Product: Essential, non-ATPase regulatory subunit of the 26S proteasome lid
Exons: 1
Coding region: 1-1326 (441 amino acids)
Cellular component (GO): cytoplasm; proteasome regulatory particle, lid subcomplex; nuclear proteasome complex
Source: RefSeq, a predicted model, not a curated record
AUGUCAAGAGACACUUUAUCGAAAGCAGCCAAAGAUUUCACUGCCACUUUAGAUGAGCAACUUCCUCAAAUUAACGCUUUGGCGGAGCAGGACUACAAGGGUGCUCUGGACAAGCUACUUCUCCUGGAGAAGCAAACCCGUCAAGCUUCAGAUUUGGCUUCUUCCAAUCGAAUCAUGAUAUCAUUAGUUGAUUUAUUGACUAAACAUAAUGACUGGAAGAUGUUAAACGAACAAUUCAGUUUACUUUCUAAAAAGCACGGCCAAUUGAAGCAAUCCGUGACUACUUUGAUUCAACAGGUCAUAGGCCAUUUGGAUGAAAUUACUGAUAUUGAUUUGAAAAUCAAAUCCAUAGAGAACUUAAGAACCACAACGGAGAAUAAAAUUUAUGUGGAGAUUGAAAGAGCUCGCGUAACCAAGAUUCUGUCUGAUAUUUUGCUAUCCAGAGGGGAUCUGGAUAAAGCAACGGAGAUACUUUGUGAGUUACAGGUUGAAACUUAUGGUUCAAUGGAGUUACAAGAGAAAAUUGAGUUCAUUUUGAAUCAAGUUGAAUUGUGUAACAAGAAAGGUGAUUAUCAGUUUGCCAAGAUCCUUUCUAGAAAGGUCUUGGUGAAAUCGUUGGAGAAGUUUCCGGAGUUAAAACUCAAGUUUUAUCAACUAAAAAUUGCUAUCGCUAAUGAUGAGAAUGAUUACAUUUCGAUUGUUCGUUAUUACCUUUCUAUCUACGAAAUUCCUUUCAUUCAAGAAAAUAGACAGGAAUAUUUGUCGACAUUGACCAAUGCAGUCUAUUUCAUAAUGCUAUCCAAGUAUUCCAAUCUGCAAUCUGACUUGAUUAGCAAGAUUGCAGUUGAUAAGAAUUUGCCCAAGAUACCUACUCAGCAACAGUUAAUCAAAACAUUUACGACUCAAGAACUGAUCAGUUGGGAAAGUUUCCAACAAGCUUAUGCCACAAUUUUAUUCCAACAUGAAGUAUUUGAUCAGAGCACAACCAAAGGCAAGCAACAUUUGGAGGAUCUGAAAUCUAGAGUUAUCGAGCACAAUUUAAGAGUUAUCUCCACGUAUUAUUCAUGUAUCACUUUGAAACGAUUACAGGAAUUGUUGCAAUUGACGCAAUCCCAAGUGGAGCACAACAUUACCACAUUGGUCAACGAUGGAACCAUAUACGCCAAGGUUAACAGACCCUCAAAAGUGGUUGAUUUUGUGGAAAGAAAAACGGAAAACGAACUUCUCAACACAUGGAGUAGUAACGUAGAUGAGCUCUUGGAACAUAUUGAAACUAUUGAACAUUUGGUAAACAAGGAAGAAAUGAUGAAGUCGUUGACGGCUUAA